Cuscuta europaea is the source of this 1697-nucleotide messenger RNA. Lineage: Eukaryota; Viridiplantae; Streptophyta; Magnoliopsida; Solanales; Convolvulaceae. The record is from the annotation of a GenBank genome assembly.
GUGUAAUCCGGCCUGUAAAAACUGGCCUAGGAAGGAAUUUUCCUUGGUCUGUACACCGGCCUACCUAGGAAAAUGUAUCCAUCCAUCACCUAGGCGUCUACUCUGUACCACCAACUUGACUAAAUCACUUAGUAAUAUGAUCAUCUCUCUGCAGUCGGGUACUGUCUUCCUAGAUAGACAAAACCUUGCUUGACUGGUCUUUAAUUUUAGCCGCCGUUCAUUCGAUUAUCCCGCUGCCAUCUGGCAAAUUUACUGGGUUACCGGCGAAGACCAAUCAAUGGCAGCUGCAGCGGCAACAAAGAAAAUUUCUGCAGCUUCAGCAAGAUCGCACACCAGAAGGCCUAACGCGAAUAGUUCUAUGUUCUUUUAUUCCGGAUUGUUAGGAAAAGUAUUAGCUAUAUGUUUUGUGGGCUUCAUUGCAUGGGCUUAUCAUGAAAUAACACCUCCUCCACCCAAGAAAUGUGGCUCCCCAAAUGGGCUUCCAAUCACAGCAAAUAGAAUUAAACUCAGUGAUGGAAGACACUUGGCUUACAAAGAGCACGGUGUCCCCAGGGAAAGAGCAAGCUACAAAAUGGUGUUCGUUCAUGGAUUUGAUUGUUGCAGGCAUGAUGCUGCUGUCGCCGCCACACUCUCUCCUGAUGUUAUUGAAAGUCUAGGAAUCUAUAUCGUGUCAUUUGAUAGACCAGGCUAUGGAGAAAGCGACCCGAAUCCAAAACGGACAGAAAAAAGCAUACCUUUUGACAUCCAAGAACUUGCUGAUCAGCUUCAACUAGGUUCAAAAUUCUACGUUGUUGGGUUUUCUAUGGGCGGACAAGUAAUCUGGGCGUGUCUGAAGUACAUCCCUCAUCGGUUGGCAGGGGCAGUGCUUUUAACACCAGUUGUGAAUUACUGGUGGAGGGGAUUUCCAAGAAACGUGUCUACAGAAGCAUACUACAAGCAACUUCCACGGGAUCAGUGGACUCUCCGUAUUUCUCAUUAUAUUCCAUGGCUCACCUACUGGUGGAACACGCAGACACUUUUUCCUAGUUCAAGCGUUGCAGCUAACGAGCCUAGUAUUCUCAACCAAGAAGACACAGAAGUGGUGAUGACCAAGUACGACCCCUCUAGAGAGAAGUAUGUGGAACAAGUGAGACAGCAAGGAGAAUUCGAGUCUCUCCACCGGGACUUGAUAGUUGGGUUCGGAAAAUGGGAGUUUGAUCCAAUGGAAUUGGAAAACCCGUUCCCUAAGAAUGAAGGAUCGGUUCACUUGUGGCAAGGGGAUGAGGAUGGGCUUGUACCUGUUACAUUACAACGAUAUAUUGCCCAAAAGCUACCGUGGAUCCAUUAUCAUGAACUUCCCGGUUCUGGUCAUAUGUUCCCAUAUGUUGAUGGCAUGGGAGAUAAAAUUGUCAGCGAACUUUUAAACAGUAGAGGCUGAUCUUGCUUAGCAUAGAUGCAGCUCUCGCCAGUCACCAGGCUUUGCAUAUCUGCUGCUGGUUCUUAUCAUAAUACACUGUAAGUAUGUAUUAUGCAACGAUUUCGAUAAGAGUUUGUAACACAGGUUGUUGUAAUAAAACGAAUCCGAUGGAAAGGCUGUUGCAGAUCUGAUUAUUAUAGUAAUAUUACCCUUACUAAAUUUGAGUAAUAGAUUCCCAUCUUAGUAUACUACGUAUUUAGUAUGAGUGGUCUCCUAAUUAAAAGUAAGAUGGUCCUUGCUA